Molecule: messenger RNA, 1014 nt
Organism: Ctenocephalides felis (cat flea)
Lineage: Eukaryota; Metazoa; Arthropoda; Insecta; Siphonaptera; Pulicidae
Exons: 6
Coding region: 1-1014 (337 amino acids)
Cellular component (GO): extracellular region
Molecular function (GO): chitin binding
Source: RefSeq, a predicted model, not a curated record
AUGGUUACAAAAGUAGCACUGUUGGUUUUUGCUGUUGCUGUCGCCCAAGUUUCCUGCGAUGGUUUGACGUGGAAAUACCACCCGACCCUCUCAGCAUUUAUGCUGAAAGGUACAGAAGAAAUUGGUAAAGAUUGUUCAGCUGCAGGAGAAAUUAAGUGCGAGGAUUGUCAGACCGCAAACCUUUGCAUUUCGAUUGGAACUGAUUUCUUGGAAACAACAUUGGAAACAUGUCCGAGUACAAUGACUUGCAGACCAGGUACAGGUUGCGUUGCAGCCGGUGGAAAUACAGAUUACUGUCCUGAUGAAACUGCUCCCGUAGACAACAGUUUUGUAUGCGAAUCUAUUGGUAUGUUCCCUGAUCUGGAAGACUGUAAGAAAUUCCAUUUCUGUAUUCCAAAUACAGAAGGUGUUAAAGCUUCCAACAGAAGCUUUUAUCUACAUUCCGAAAUUGAAAAUAUGUCCAUUGAAGCAAUCAAAAGUCAGACCAGAGUUGACAAAACAAAACCACGCCAAAAAUCCAUUGAAUACUUAUGUGACGAAGGUUAUGGAUACGAUCCUAUGACUGCCAUGUGCAGCGUAAAAUUGGAAAAUGACAAAUGUAUGAACAAGGACGGCAUCCAAUGCAAAGCAGUUGGCGAGUCUAAAGCUCUCAGCCUUGGUUCCAGCUACUUCUACGUCUGCCAUAGAGUUGCUGGAGGAUACGCAAAUCCUCAAGGAUCACUUGUUCCCAGGCUAUAUAGGUGCCCCCAUGGUGAAUUUUUCUUCAAAGGUUCCUGCAUCGAACAGGAUGACGAAGAUGAAGAUAAUCUUCAACCAACAUCAACAUCUAACCCAACAUCAACGUCUGAACCAACAUCUCGAUGUAAGGUAGCAGGCUUAUUUCCAGACCCAAAUGGAAAUUGUGAUGAUUACAUUGACUGUCCAGAAGUUGGUGCUAAACCAGUCAGCAGAACAUGUCGUCAUGGGGCUAAGUUCAAUCCAAUUACGAAACAUUGCGUUAGGGGCAGGUGUUGA